UAGAAUGUUUAAUAGACAUCAAGUCAUCAAAUACUCUUAUCCCAGGUAUUAAGAUAAUGACUUUGCAAAUUAUGACUUACAGUUUUUCAAUCAUGAGAUAUUAUGGAUUGGCCCAAAGGUGCACCACUUUCAAAUGAUUGAUUUGCUGAGUUAGGAUAAUUAAUGAGUAUCCUUGAUUUAAUAGGUAUUGGAUGCUCAAAGGCAACAGACCUAUUUGAAUUUUGGACCUAUAUCAUUAAUUAUUCCUAGGUGAAUUGGGAAUCACCAUAAUAGUAAUUUAGUGUUUCAUAAUUACAACCCAAAGGUGUAUUAUGGUAAUACUGUUUAUGUUAUUCAUCAUUAUUGCUAACUCAAAGUGUUAAUGUUGUAAGCAUUUUCUUAUUGUUAAUUUUCUUAUUGCAGUAUCUAUUCCUGUUUCGCUUCAUUCGCAAGCUUCAUCUGUUACAAUCUUUAAUGGAACUAAUUUCUCAGAGUAGAAUGAACAAGUCCAGUUUCACCUAGGUGUUCUGGAUCUUGAUUUAGCACUCCGAUCUGAGAAACCGGCUGACAUUACUGAUUUGAGUAGCUCGGAAGAAAGGUCUUUUUAUAAGACUUGGGAAAGAUCGAACAGAUUGAGCAUGAUGUUUAUGCGGAUGAGUAUAGCGAAUAAUAUCAAGUCAACGCUUCCUGAAUGUGACAGUGCUCAAGCAUUAUUGAAAACUAUGGAAGAACGUUUCCGAUCUGCUGAUAAGUCUCUGGCUGGGACAUUAAUGGCUAAGCUUACCACCAUAAAAUUUGAUGGUACUUGUGGGAUGCAUGAGCAUAUCCUUGAAAUGACAAAUAUAGCUGCUAAGCUGAAGGCUCUUGGGAUGGAUGUGAAUGAAUCCUUUUUAGUUCAAUUUAUUUUGAACUCCUUGCCUCCUCAAUUUGGAUCAUUUCAAAUUCACUAUAACACUAUUAAGGAUAAGUGGAAUGUGAAUGAAUUGACCAGUAUGCUUGUUCAAAAGGAGACAAGACUUAAGCAACAAGGACAUCAUUCUGUCAAUCUUGUAAGUCAUGGAGCCAAGAAGAAAUGGAAGAAGCCAAGAAAGGGCAUGAAGAGUGGACCAUCCAAGGGUAAAGAGCCUCAUCAUGAUACCGAGGUUCAUAAGAAGAAACAAAACAAAGAUAGAUGCCAUUUUUGCAAGAAAUUGGGAUACUAUCAGAAGGACUGCCAUAAACGCAAGGCAUGGUUUGAAAAGAAAGGGAUUCCUUACAACCCAGAUGCAAGAUCCAAAUGAGAGUUUUAUCAUUUUGGGGAAUGGGGUUAGAGUUCCUGUAACAGCUGUUGGAACCUAUCGUUUGUUUUUAAAUACUGGUUGUCAUUUAGAUUUGCUUCAGACUCUUUAUGUUCCUUCUAUUUCUAGAAAUUUAAUUUCUGUUUCUAAACUUGAUGUUGAAGGAUAUUUCUUUAAAAUUGGGAAUGGUAGUGUGCGUCUUUUCAAAGACAAUAUCUUCCUUGGUUCUGGUGUUUUGUGUGAUGGCUUAUAUAAAGUAAAUCUUGAUAAUCAUUUUGCUGAAACUCUUAUGACCUUGCAUCGUAAUAUUGGAAUUAAAC
Messenger RNA from Phoenix dactylifera (date palm), 1576 nucleotides. Lineage: Eukaryota; Viridiplantae; Streptophyta; Magnoliopsida; Arecales; Arecaceae. The record is from RefSeq and is a predicted model, not a curated record.